CAUGCAGAGGGCCCCGGUGCUGCUCUUCCUGGCCUGGACCUGCUUCCUCUUCUUCGCGGCCCUCGGGCUCUUCACCAGCGGCUUCCUCCUCAUGCGGGUGGAGCUGGCCAACCGCAGUUCCUGCCUGGACCCGCCGGCCGGCUCCUCCUCCUCCUCCUCCUCCUCCUCGCAGGGUGCUGGAGACCCCCUCGGCGCCUGCUGGCUUCCGCGGCCCUACGAGAACAAGCUGCCGUUCCUGCACCAGCUGGCCGGCCGGCAGCCCCGCCACGGCCGCCUGUACCGCUUCCGGGCCGACCCGCCCACCACCACCAUGCAGCGCAUCAAGGGCAUCACCACGGGCUCCCUGCCCACCUUCAUCGACGCCGGCAGCAACUUCGCCUCUUACGCCAUCCAGGAAGACAACCUGGUUUGGCAGCUGGCACAGAACGGAAGGAGGGUGGUCUUCAUGGGAGACGACACCUGGGACGGACUCUUCCCCCGAGCCUUCUUCCGCUCAUACUUCUUCCCUUCGUUCAACGUGAAGGAUCUCCACACGGUGGAUGAUGGCAUCUUGCAGCAUCUGUAUCAGACAGUGGAAGGCAGCCAGUGGGACCUGCUAAUUGCCCACUUUUUAGGCGUGGAUCACUGUGGUCAUAAGCAUGGGCCGGACCACCCUGAAAUGGCCAAGAAGCUCUCCCAGAUGGAUGCCAUGCUCAGGUCACUGGUUGACCACCUGGCGAAUGACACGCUGCUCCUGGUGGCAGGGGACCACGGCAUGACCGGGACCGGGGACCACGGUGGGGACAGUGAAGAGGAGGUCAACGCGGCUCUCUUUGUGUACAGCAAGGCGCCCUUGUUCCAGAGCCCCCCACCCGAGGAGCCAGAAACCGUCCCGCAGGUGAACCUGGUCCCCACGCUGGCCCUCCUGCUGGGCGUCCCUGUGCCUUACAACAACAUUGGGGAAGUGAUGGCCGAACUGUUUGCGGUUGAGGGAGACAGAGCUGCCUCCACCCUGGCCCAGCUGGCAGCCUACCGCCUCAACGCCUGGCAGGUGGACCGCUUCCUGCACUCCUACUCCCGGGUGGCCCAAGACAUCUCGGCAGAGAAGCUGCAGCGGCUCCGGGACCUCUUCGCGACCGCCGUGGAGGAGCAUGAGCGGCUCCUGGCCCAGGCAGCCUCUCCGGGGCUUCCUCAGCUGGAGACUCUCCGAAGCCGCUUCCAGCAGUACCUCCAGGAGGCACGGGCCGUCUGCGCCGAGUCCUGGGCCCGCUUCCACCCGGUCCGCAUGGUCGCUGGCUGUGGCCUCCUGGGCUCCGCCUGCCUGCUCUGCUGGCUGGCCUGCCGGGCGGCUGCCGGACUGAACUUUUCCUACCGCCACCUCCUGGCCUACCCUCUGCUCUCGGGGGCAGCCGGAGCGGCUCUCCUGGGGUUUGCACACCUCUCCGGGUGGGCCAGAGUGGACCUCCUCCUGCUCUCUUCCUGGGCAGCUGCGGCCUCCCAGUUGGGGUUCUUCUGGCAGUGCUGGGCCAGGCGAGAGUCCCAGAGAGCCUCCACGGGCGGCGCCCACCCUCCGUUUGCGGGACCCAGCCUGAGUGAAAGGCGGCGGGCAUGGCUAGGGCCGGCUCUGCCCUUCGGCCUGCUGUUCCUGCGCUGUGGUGCCAUGCUGUCCGACAGCUUUGUGAUGGCCGAGGCCCAGGUGGCCCCCUUCCUGCUAGUCUCGCUGGCGCUGGCGCUGGUGCUGAGGCUGCACUGGCAGGGCGCUCUGGAAGGCUCGCCCCUUGGCUUGCCGGUGCUCGGGCUGCUAGGGGUCGUCCUGGCGUGCGCGCGCCUCUCUGGGCUUUUCCGGCAGUGUCGCGAGGAGACGCCCGGCUGCCAGUCCUCCUCGCUCCUGGCCCCGCUCUCCAGCCUGCAGGAGCCCCAGGCGAAGAACCUCCAGUACCUCCUCUGCUUGGCGGGGCUGGCCGGGCUGGUGGGGGCCGUGCAGGGCUGGCUGCGCCACUACGGCAACCUCAACCGCCCCAGCGCCCCCGUCCUCUUUGUCCGCUGGGGGUUCCCCCUGCUGGCCCUCUGGAUCGGCGGCUACUGGGCCGUGACCUCGGGGGCCGAGGAGGCGCUGGCCAAGCUGCGCGUGUGGGUGCAGCUGGCGCUGGUGGCCUUCCCCCGGGGGGUCUUUGGCCUGGUCGGGGCGGGCCUCCUCCUCCUCCUCUGGGACCCGGUGACCGUCUUGGUGAGGGACAGCCGGGAGCCGGCGGGGGCCGACCCCCCGCUCGCCUCCCCCAGCUCCGAGGCCGAGCUCCUCCUGGUCAUCCCUCAGCUCUACCGCCGGAUGCAGGAGUCCCUGAGGAGCCGCCUGGAGGAGGCCAAGCCGGGAGGCGGGCCCACGGUGGCGGCGUACGGGCUGGGCAGCGUCUACUCGGCGGCCCUGCUCAUCGGCCUGGCCCUGCUGGCCUUCCUGCUCCUGACGCUGCACCACGAGCGCCUCAGCCUGGCCUUCCUGCUCCUCUUCCUCCAGGCCUUCGCCCUGCUCUGGAUCCUCGCCGCCACCUUCUCCUCCGGCUCUGCACAGGCGGAUCCCUUCGUGGUGCCCUGGGAGGCUCCCGUGGCCUGGGCCCUGGCGGCCGCCCAGUUUUUCUAUGCCACAGGCCACCAGCCCGUCUUCCCCACCAUCCACUGGAACGCGGCCUUUGUGGGCUUCCAAGAGGGUCACACCGGCAACGUCCUCCCGGCCCUGCUGGUUGGGGCCAACACCUUUGCCUCCCAGAUCCUCUUCGCGGCCGGCUGCCCUUUGCUUCUGCUGUGGCCAUUUGUCUGUGAGACGCUCCCUGGCGCCAAGGGCAGGAGGCCCAAAGGGGAGACUCACAGCAGGGAGGAGCAGAUGAUGGAGAUGCGGCUCCGGGAAGCCCCAGAGAAGUUCUCAGCGGCGCUGCUGCAGUUGGGACUCAAGUACCUCCUUGUCCUUGGAGCCCAGCUUCUGGCUUGUGUCCUGGCAGCCAUUAUCCUCAGGAGACAUCUUAUGGUUUGGAAAGUCUUUGCCCCAAAGUUCCUCUUUGAAGCCCUGGGCUUUGUGGUGAGCAGCCUCUUCCUCCUGCUGGGCAUCGGCCUCGUGCUGCGGGUGGACUGCGCCGUCAGCGCCUGGUUCAAGAGGGUCAUCCUUGCUCAGUCCAGGUAGUGCCGGAGCAGGAAGGGAGCCGAGGAGAAGCUGGCCUCCAGGGAACUGCGGAGCGACCCGCUGGCCCUUCCCAUUUGGACCCGAGUCUCUUCCAUCCCGUGUUCUGGACCCGAUGCUUCUCCCGCCUGCUCUCAAGCAGGGGCUGCCCCGCGAGCUCUUCUGCCUUGCAGGGAAAGCUUUUAUGGAGCCAGCCGGUGACCGUGACCUCACCUGCCACCUGGGAAAAGUCUGUGGAUCUCCUGUGAAACAGCCCCUCAGGCCUUUCUGGGCCCAGCAGGAAGCUUGCCUGGAUGUGGGAAGAGCGCACAGGGCAAAUCCCUACUCUCAAGUAGAAGCAGGGAGAGGGUGCAGGAGAUCUUGCUGGGCGUUGGAUCUCAGGACUGCCCUUCCCUCCCUCUGGUGGGUGACUUUUCAGGACUACCUCCUUUAUGAGUCUGAAAGUUUGAGCCGCCACCGCAGAUGUGUGUGGGAAGGGAACAGCCGUGCCUGGAGAGGAGAGGAUGAGAGAAGAGGCCCAACUGUAGGUCAGCAAAGCCAUCUGUGUGCCCGUGGCUGGUCAAUUGGGCAGGCCACAGGGAGAACUGAUGGCCUGGCCUGCUAGUAGGCAACUAAAACUCCGCCCUCUUGCACCUAUUUUGGGUUUUAGAACUCUAUCCUUGGCUUUUUGCAAUGAAAGCUCGGCAUGCCAGGUUUCCUGGGUGGGUGGAUUGGUGCCUGCCUGACAAAGUGGACAAGAUGCAUCUCUGCCAGCCCUUAGCUGCUCCAGCAGGUUUGAGACUGCAGAGGUCGGGUGAGGUCUUUACAUUCCUUUUUUUGGGGGGGGGGUGCAUUUGUGCAUGUGCACAUGGGGGGUGAGAUUGAAAAUAGUAGGGUUGUAUGAAACAAAGGCAAAUGAAAAGGGCCCUUUAUCAAAGAACUCUCAAAGCAAUAUACAAACACCUUUUUGUUAAAACUACUGCUCUCUUUUACAUGAAACCACAAUAAACUCUUUCUACAAGAAUAAUAAAUACACAUGAAAGUUAUUUCAAAAUAGUGUGUUUAUGAUGAUCUUAUAACUACAUAUUAAAGGCCUCUGACAGGAAAAAAGAGGCUCCAAUUUCAUAUUAAUACAGAGAAAUCCAUUUUAUCAUAGCAGCUCAUGA
Pogona vitticeps (central bearded dragon) is the source of this 4290-nucleotide messenger RNA. The record is from RefSeq and is a predicted model, not a curated record. Lineage: Eukaryota; Metazoa; Chordata; Lepidosauria; Squamata; Agamidae.